AUGCCCCGCCACAUCGCCAUCAACUCCACCACGACGCUCGUCCCCCUCCUCCCCACGACACACGUGCGCAUCCGCCCCCGCCUGCUCGACUGGUCCGUCUUCGUGCACGGCUGGGCCAACGGCGCGAUCCCGUCGGCGUACUGGGUGCCGACGGAGCUGCAGAUCGUGCACGACGGGCUGGCGCUGAAGCUCGAGGACAAGGCGGACAAGACGGUGCGGGUGACGUCGCUGGUGGGCUGGUUCGAGGAGCGCAUCGCCGAGCUGCUGCUGGUGGCGUGGAGGGGGGACGAGGGGAUGGUGCAAGGGGCGAGGGCGCGGUGGGUGAGGGAUUUUGCGGAGGUUUGUGCGAGCGCGGUGGCGGUGGAGGUGCCCGGGGGGAGGGUGUGA
Molecule: messenger RNA, 387 nt
Organism: Diplodia corticola
Lineage: Eukaryota; Fungi; Ascomycota; Dothideomycetes; Botryosphaeriales; Botryosphaeriaceae
Exons: 1
Coding region: 1-387 (128 amino acids)
Source: RefSeq, a predicted model, not a curated record